GAACACACUCUACCUAAAUUGAAAAUAAUUUUCAGAAAUUUAAUUACAGAAAGAAAAAAACUGCAUUUAAUUGUACAUAAUUAGUUUACAUAAAAAAUUGGGUUUAUUAAUUUGUAAAAUAUAAUAUGGAAAAGGAAAUUUAAUGUGUUUGUUCCAACUAAAAUAAUUGUUAUACCAACAUUUAUAUAAUUCGGAAUCGAACCAAGAAUAGCAUCCAUUGAGGAAACAUUUUAAAGGAAACGUGAUUACUCAAACUGUUAAGUAGUAGAUAUCACAAGUGGAAAUGUCAUGUCAAAAGCUUAUUCAGGAAGAUCCGUAUGUAUUUACGGACACCACAAGUAAUUCAGCAACCCUUUUGCAACAAAGUAACUCCCAAAUUAAAUACGCUCCUCUUAAUCGUCAGACGAUAUAUAGUCGCCAGUUUGAGCAACAUGAGCCAUCGAUUGACUCCUCUGAAAGUGAUAUACUUUUUCGAGCUCAAAAAGAAAAGUCACAGAUGAGUAAAAGCAAUGGUAAUUUAAAUACGUCUUUGGUGAGACCUAAGAAAAAUGGACUGAAAAAAGAAAUUUCCGCAUUUGCUGAAAGAAAAUCAUCGUAUACCUCCCCAAAAGUCUUCAAGUUCCUUGUAACUGAAUCUUUUAAAGCCCCAAAUGAACGAUGUUCAGACGAUCAUAAUGUAGAUGAUCAAAAUUCAAUAAAAAUUGAUCACAAUUCCAUAAAAAAUUCUUCGCAACAGUCGCAAAAAAAUCAAGAAUAUCAAAAAGAUACACAGGAAAAAUUGGAACCUUAUCAGGAUUUCACAAAUCGGUCUAAAACAAUUAAAUAUGGAGUUUGCAAUGAUAAAUACAAUAUGAAUCAAGGAAAACUCAAAAGGCUUCAAGUUGCAAUAAAAAGAAAACUUCCCUUGGGUAAAUCUGAUAAAGAAACAAACUUUAAAACGAUAAAAAACUCUUUGAAACACGAGAAGCAUAGCAACAUUCUAUAUUAUCGACGAUGGAAAAAAUGUAUGAAACCUCAGAAUAUUAUCGUUGAGUCAAUUCCUUUACUGUAUGAUGUGGAGACUAUUCACUCAUUCGAGCACCAUCCGUCGCUUCAUUUACAAUCUUCGGCACUCUACAAUUCUUGUUCACGUAAUAUUUGUGAAAACAGAGAAUCAUCUUUAUUACAUAAAUUGUCAAGAGACGAACGGUUGAGUCAAAAAAAGAUCCAACUAAGUCUUCGAGCACAACAAUUUCAUACAAUUCAAAAUUUCCAAGUAACCGAACGAUCUAAGAUGAAAUUCUGCAAAACUUUACUCCUUCUGAAAUACUUAGAUCAUACGAAACGUGAAAUUUUUAAACGAUCACAAAAAACCUGCCUGUUCAACGAUUGCUCAAAAGAGGCUAUUGUUAUGACUCAGUACUGUAAUUGCCACAUACUGUGUGCAAAGAAAGAACAAAAACUGAUUCGACAGUGUUGCUUCCUUCAUGAGAAUGGAGAACAAUGUCAUAUACCUGUUCAUGAUGUCGCUGCGAAAAGAGCAGUUUGUCAAAAACAUGAAAGUGCUGUUCUUAACCAUCAGCGGACUAUCGAUUCAAUAUAUCUUGAAAAAGUAAACUCUAUUCAAGGUAACCGUGUUGCUAACAGUUCAACAAUAACUCUCCUAAAAAAUAGCAAAAAAAAACUAUCAAACAUAAAUUUGCUAACACCUGGCCAACGUCAAACAAUUAUUAUUCAUCCAAAUGAUAUUAAGACAAAAAUGUUCAAAGCUUCGGUUCAACAACCAAAAUCCGAAGUGUCUGCGUCAGGAAGUUGUCAGUUCAUACAUCAAAAUAGUGGCAACAUUUUAGCUUCCUCCCAGUCUACGACCUACGCUAAUAAAUCCACUAACGAUGAUCUCUACCUUCAGAAAGAUCUAAUGACGAUAUGUGAGAAUAGUUACGAAAGUUCAGAAGAUACGGGUGUAGGAGGACUAAGUGAAAAUGAACUGAUGUCACACGAUGUUAUUGGAUCACUUGAAAUGGAGUGUUCUGACGAGCUAACAAAAGUUCUAAGCUCUUUGGCAACUAAUACUUUGGAUGAUAUAUUAACAGAACCUCUCCAAACAUCACGUGAUGAUGAGGAGUAUCUUGACCGUGCAAUUGAAGAGGUUUCAACAGUUGGAAUCGACCAGAUAGCAAUAACAGCUUUUGAUCAUCUUGAUGGCUUAGGUGACAUGCUUGAAAUGAUGGAUGACGAAGAGCAAAGACAAAUGAUUUCAGCAGCAACAAACCUUAUCUCAAUGUCCAGCAUGCAAAACUUUCUCAUGAACCAUGAUCAGGAUUAUACUGCGAUGCCAUCACCAAUGAUGUCUUAAGCGAGAAAGCAAGAACUGUUAAAAGUGUUAACAUUUUUAGAAAAUUUUCUUCAUGGAAUCUAAUGGAUGUUACUUAGUGUAAUGGCGACUUUUAAGGGCAUUUAACUGAUAAUAUUAAUAAAUGUUGUUUUAAUUGGAAAAACAUUAAUAUUCUGUGGAUAAUGCUAAACAUCUACAUAAACGAAAUUGUUCAAGAAAAUAAAAACAAAAUAUAAAUUCUUUUAAAUGAUUGGUCAUAAUAAUCUGACCAGAGAAAAGUUUUUAAUCAAAACUUCAUUAAAAGAUCUGUACAAAUUUUGAGAAUAUUAAGAUUGUUCAAAGCAUAAUAUCUAAUGAGAAAUUUAAAGCAGUGAUUUUAGGUGUUUGCUAAUGAUAUGAUGAUGUUUUUAUAGAAAAACUUCAAUGUAGUAAUUGUAAAUUUAAUAAAUUCCAUUUUCCACAAAAGAAAAAGUAAGAUCGUGACAUGUGUAACAUUUAUAAGGGAUAUUACGACAGAAUUGCUAAAAAAAACUAGCUAUACCGAAAAAUAAUAUGCUAUUCUGUUAUCACAGGCAUUAUUUUCGAAAUAACAAUCAUUAUUAAGAUAGAUUGAUACUUAUAGAUUGAUUCUAAUUCUUGAAAUAAAUUCAACUCAAGCCUUUUCAAAUAAAUUUUAUUUUUAUAUAAAUACCUACACAUAGAUAUUUGGACUAUCCAAAUUUUCAACUUUAAUUAAAUUUGAGAAAAUGAUUGUUUCAUUUAUUAAACCUUCACAAUAAUAACCACUUCUUUAUAUGGGAAAAGUAAAUAAUCCUACUUUGUUUUCUGAAUUUUACACAAAAGAGUGACGACAUACGAUCAU
Messenger RNA from Clunio marinus, 3176 nucleotides. The record is from the annotation of a GenBank genome assembly. NCBI's taxonomy places the organism in Eukaryota, Metazoa, Arthropoda, Insecta, Diptera, Chironomidae.